Messenger RNA from Knipowitschia caucasica, 330 nucleotides. NCBI's taxonomy places the organism in Eukaryota, Metazoa, Chordata, Actinopteri, Gobiiformes, Gobiidae. The record is from the annotation of a GenBank genome assembly.
AUGAUGGAUCGCUGCUCAGCACAGGUACAAGACCGGAGCCAAGGUGACCCUCAGACCCCGAGGAGCCCGAGGAGCCCGAGGAGCCGAGACCCAGAGGAGGACCAGAGGAGGACCAGAGGAGGACCAGAGGAGGACCAGGGGAGGACCCGCGCUCGAGGCAGAUCCGCACAAGCUGUCGGUCCGGCUGUCGGCAGAUCCAGUCCAGAGAGAGUCCUGAACCCUCCUGCAGGCCGCACCACGGGUCAGCGCCAACGGUCACUACAUGUGCUCCGGACAUGUGACCAGCAGGAGCCCGAGCUGCUGGACAGGCACCAACACAGCCACAGAUGA